Molecule: messenger RNA, 6140 nt
Organism: Sycon ciliatum
Lineage: Eukaryota; Metazoa; Porifera; Calcarea; Leucosolenida; Sycettidae
Product: cytospin-A-like
Exons: 16
Coding region: 591-4277 (1228 amino acids)
Biological process (GO): actin cytoskeleton organization
Cellular component (GO): filamentous actin; microtubule organizing center
Molecular function (GO): protein binding
Source: RefSeq, a predicted model, not a curated record
UCACGGAGGCGGCUUGCUGCCUUGUGCCGCGUUUUGAAUCCUCGAGGUGAAACUUCGUUGAAGUGGGCAUCGAAGGUGGCAAGGAGUUGCGACUCACUCACACCAGAGGACCGUUUGUGCUUGGAGCGAGGACGGAGAAAGUCAGUUGACAUUACUGCAGCGCAGCGGAAGGGCCGAGAUUACAUCUAGCGGCCGGUGUGCGGAUGGAGUGUGCGCUGGAAACGACCCUGUAGACGUACUGGCUGUGCCUAGCAUGCACCAGCAGGCGACCGUAAACAGAGCUCCACUGGCUAUUUCGGGCGGGCAGUUGGCGAAGGGACAAUAAUUAUUUCCAGAGUAAUACACAGUCGUUAUUUAUCGCUGUCACAACUACUACUAGACCUAGAACGUAACGACUACGUAGACGGUGAGUGAGUGAACAGUUGAAAGGCACUUCCGACAGCGGAACGUUGGCUCAAAGUUACUUGUUGUCGAAGCGAGCAGUGGACUGCCUCUUCGUGCGCCUCCACUCCGGUCGGUGAAAGAGUUGCGGAGUCAACUCCGGCAGUGCUAGAACUUGAGUACAACCGCUGGGGCGGACGCUAGCUCAGAUGAGUUUCGUUGUCACAGCCCGCUCCGUUAGCGUGCCGGCGGCGGCAUCCUCGGACAGCUACAGGGGAGCGAUGGCGGAGUCGCGAGGUUCGGACCCCGGCGAAGAGUACUACCUAUCUCUGCAGGGACCAGGUCGUCAGUUUUGGCCGGAAGUCGGAGCUGACGACAGCGUCUUUUCCGCAGAGCGUGACGUGCGCGAGGCCACUCGUCAGGCACGUCAACCCACCAGACGAGGUGGUGGCCGUGUGGCGGCAAUAGCGUCUCAGUUCCAGGCAGUCAUUUCAGGCUUUGACAGCAUGAAGGGCCGUAGCACAAGGAAAUUCUCGUCCAUUGCUGACCGCAUUGAAGCCUUCACAAAGGCCAGCGGGAGUGGCAGCAGCAGCGGCAGCAGCACCCCUACCAGCACUGCAAAGUCCACUACGGCCUCACCUCGUACAACAUCGGCAUCCGCCCGUGUUGUCGGCAUGGGAACAGGCAGCGCGCAGUCACCGGCGCGAGCCAACUCGCCGAUCGGCCGCGGCAGCGCUGCUUCGAAGAUCCCGACUGCGGCCAGUUCCCGUGCCAAUCGCUCCGUUUCCACGGCAACGCCGCCAUCGCAAGAUGUGCGCGGCCCUCGGUCCAGCUCGCCAUCAUCAUCAUCAUCAUCAUCAUCAUCUUUAUCAUCAUCAUCCUCAUCAUCUCCGGCACCGGUGUCACUGAGAGGGCUGGCUAAGCGGUCGGUGUCCACGGCCGCUGCACCUUCAUCAUCAUCGCUCUCCUCAUCUCCUGGCAGCAGCAGCGGUCUGGCACACCCGAGGCAGGUCGCGCGUCACAUGUCCGAGCCCGUCACGGCCGUUCGCAGCGCGGGCAGCAGGCUGGUGCACCCUGUCUCACCUAUGCUACGGUCCUCCCCGGCCAACACACCGCCGUCUCUUCCCAAGUCUUCGCCGCCAGCCCUGCCGAGGAGCUCCCCACCGCCGACCAGCAUCCGUACAACGAGCACUCCCCAGGGCACACCGCCCUUACCCAAAGCUCCUAUUCCCAACUACUCGCCCAGCUCCAGCAAGAGAUCGUCGCCGAGCACCAGCGGACGGUCUUCGCCGACGUCAUCGCGCCGUAAGCCGUCCAACUUGGCCGUCACGCGUCACCUAAGCCAGCCUGCUCCGGUCAUGCGCGACAAACUGUCGAUCGGCGCGGGGGACGCCAAGCUACAUAAGAGUAAGUCUACGUCGGACGAGGAAGUCUCCAUGUACAGCAGCAGCAGCAACGACUCCGUGACGGUUAGGCAGCCCAGGCUGAAUGUACCAGCGGCAUCGGAUAGCAGUCGAGAUGUGGUCGGCGAGCUCAUUCCCCUAUCUCGGGCGUCGAGCGGAAAGUCUCCACAGAGGCGUGACAGCGGCUGCGAGUCGAGCGAAUCGAUCAACGGAUCGCCCGAACUCUCGCCGCCGAUGUCAUCCCUGCCAGGUGGCUCCGUGUUCGGCACUGCCGAUACAAAGGGGACACCGUCUGAGGACGAUACGACGCUGUCCACCUCCUCCGGCUCCUCUCUAUCCGACGGGAUUGUCAGCACAAGAUCCGCCUUAUCUAGACCUACCGCCAGCAGCGCCAGCACCAGCAGCCGCAUGAACAUCCGCAGCAGCAGUACCAGCAGCAAAAAGGGUUCACCCAGCGUCACGAAGGCUAGCCCCAGCGCUGGCGAUGCCAUCGAUAUGGAACUCCAACAGACGUGUGCCGAGCGAGAUCACCUGCAGCUGGUGCUGAAAAAAGCUGAAAUGCAGCUGUUUGCCGUCGAGAAGGAGAGGCACGAUCUCAUCAAGAAGAACAAUAAACUCCAAGAGGAGCUGGAAGUGGAGGAGGCUGACAGUCGCAGCAGCACACUGCUCUGGAAGGACACGCGCGAGCACGCAAUCGGCUGCAUUCAGGACGGCCGCAACUUCUUCCUGCAGCAAGAGUCGCCCGUCUGGCAUAGCGUCAUGGUGGACUUGCUGGAUGAAACCCUGGCCGUGCUGGGCGGCGCACUGCCAGCACAAGUUCCCGCGAGUACGUGCAGUAAUGCCGUAAGAGAAUCUCUGCAACGCCAGCUGGAGACCAUCAGCAAGCAGCUGGAGGAGGCGCGCCGAGAGCGUCGCGCUCUCACAGACAAGAGCCAGGCGUGGGACAGAGAACGUCGGCAGCUUCAGGUCGGCCUCACCAGCGCACAGCAGAGGCAGACGUCGGUGCAGAGCGACUCCAGCGAGCAACUGGCACGCAAGGAACAGCAGCUACGUGACCUGCAGUCUAAAUGUAAGCUGCUUGAGCAUGAGAAGGAGAGGGAGGUGAAACAGGCCAGGCUAGUCGGCAGCCGUGCAAAGACGCUGGAGUUGUCGCUGGAAACUGCCAGACAAGAAAUCCUCCAGGCGAAUCAGCAGCAACAUGAGCUGUCCCGUCAACAUGAGGGUGAACUGUCCAUUCUCCGCAACACUAUCCGGGAUAUCCGGAGGGAAAAGGGCUCGAAGGACGACAGCUGGAAGAAACAGAUGCAAACCGAGCGAGAGCAGUAUGAACUGAAGCUCCGCGAUCAGAAAGCGCAGAUCCAGCAGCUGGAGGAUGAGACCGACGAGCUCACACAGAAACUUCAAGAAGUCGAAGAAGAAACACAAUCCAGGACUGUCGCCGACGCAUCGGCGCACGACUCACCGGAUGGCGGCAGCAGACAACACCGUCAACAGCAGGAUGUUGCUGCCAAGGCUCCGUCGUCCACGCGCCAGAUCGACGAGCUGACGAGGAAAAUCGACAAGCUUGCCGAUGAUCUGGUGAAGGAGCGGGCCAUGAAACUGCAAAUGCAGGCGAGAAUCGAGAAACUCGAGUCCGAGAAGACGACGACGUCAUCGCAGUCGGCCAUGGCGUCAUCGAACUCGCCCCGUGUGACGCCGAUGACAUCACGCGAGUCGUCGCCGGGCGUAUCGUCGCAGCGUAACUACUCGUCUUCGCCGUUGCCAGCGCGGGGAUCAUUCCUUGCCAAGGCUAGCCCUCCAACACAAGCAGCGGGUGUUCAACGGACGGUUGCCCCGCCAUCGUCCCUGUCCACUUCACAGCCUGUCCAGGCCAGAAGCCACACCGGUGCACGUCCACAGGCAUCGUCAACCAACCGCCACACCAUCUCCGAGUUCUCCUCGCACCGCUCCCAGUCCGACGAGCAAACGUCGUCACAGAGCACGGCACACCUCCUACCCAAAUUUGGCAGGCACUUUAGCACGUCCAACGCUGCAACGUCACCGGGCACGAGCAGGGCAGUCACUCCGGGCUCGCCGUCCAUGACUGCGAACAUUGGCACCAGCCCGGGCCUCAACCACUGGAAGAAGCUGUCCUCGACCGUCCAGGCCGCUUCCAAGUUCCAGGUGAAGAGCAAGCGCGGCGCCCUGCUGCAGUGGUGUAAGCAGCACUUGAACUGCGAGAACGUCGACAUUCAGAACUUUCAUCGUAGCUGGCGCAACGGAAUUGCCUUCUGCGCACUGCUGGAACAUUUCCAACCAGGCACCAUUGACGUGGCCUCGCUGGAUCCAAACAACAUGGCGUACAACUUGAAUCUGGCAUUCGACGAAGGAGAAAAGAUAGGGAUUUCCAAGCUCCUGGACACCGAGGAUAUAGUGGAGAUGGAACAACCAGAGUGGCACUCCGUAAUGACGUACGUCUCUGCCGUCUAUAACCACUUCCACCCCAAGAAGUGAUUCGUAGUUCCAGAGCACCACUCUGCUGAUGGCUGUUUGUGUACAGUACUUGUGUGUCUGGACAAGCCUCUCUGGUCUGAUACAUGACACCUGGUGACUUGUCCAUUCUACGCUGUGAUGUCCUGCUUCUCUCUACGCUGUGAUGUCCUGCUUCUCCUUGCACGGUGAUGUCAUGUGAUGUAAUGCUGCCUGCACGAUGAUGUCACUCAUUUGCCAUGAUGCCACCGGCAUAUGUCUUUUGUUACCUACAUGACAAUGAUGAUGAUGUCAUUGUAUCCAUGGAAUGAUGUCAUUAUGAUUGAGUGGCCCUGUCAUGAUAUUCGCACAGAGUCCGUUGCUAGUCUUGUCCUGCAUCCCAGCAGAUGUGUUACAGCUUCUCAGUAAUCGACAGCAGCAGCGUGGUUACCAAAUUGUAAUGGCGAUCAUAAGCUCAUCUUCCAGUGGCCGUUAUGCCCUGGCUCCGGUGUUAGUAGUGCCUGUUGUGCCCUGGCGUCACCUCCGAUGUUCUGCCCGAGUGACGCUACAGUGAUGUAUGUACGUUUGUGACCGUGCCAGCGGGUCCCUGGCAGUGCUAUGCUACCUCGGUGCGCCCCCUCUCACUGCCUCAUUGCCUCUAGCUUGACCGUGCCAGUGGGUCUCUGUCAGUGCUCUGCCUCGGAUUGCUAUCCCUGGGCCCUCAUUGCCUCACUGCCUCACUACCUCUAGCUUGACCAAGCCAGAGGUCGCAGUAACACCAAUGCAACGUUUUCGUCUGACACUCCUCACCCGAGACCCGAGAUAAACUGUUUUUGUAACCGAUGUGUUCUCCAAGUUGCCAGGCUGGAUCCGCCGUACGCUCAUGCGUGCAGCUUUGCCGAAUCGCAUCGCACCACACGGAGCCUCAAAUACAUCUUGACUUCAACGACAUUGAACGCUUGACCUGACCUUGACCUGUUCCUUUUUGUUGUGUUUUGUGUGAACUGCAUACAUUUGUGAGAUGUGCUCUUUUCUUUCUUUGUCCUUGUCGCUGCCAUGUGUGGUGCUGAGUACCCCCCCCCCCCCCCCUACUGUGCGAGCGUACGUGUCGAUGAACGUGGCUUGAGACUGCACUGAGGCUCGCAUCACCCCGCCCCGAACACAGCACUUGACAUGCACGGCCGAUGUUUGUAUAUGCGAGUGUGCACACUGUGUUGAGUGUGCCACUCCGGUGCACACCCCCAGCCGAAAUGACGACGUCCCAUUAUACAGCGAACGGAGUGCGUCCACCAUCGGCACCAGUUUCGUCCUGUGCCCGCGAUCAUUGCCGGAUGUACCACAGCUGUCCAUUACGUGUCCCCAUCAGAAGUUUAGUCUGCCCUCAACGGAUAUAGAGAUUGUCAUAUAUACUCGUUUACACACCGGAUUGAACUGCUCCCUAUCUGAUAUUAGAACUGUAGCAUCCGUCAUUAUUAUAGUCGCUGCCAUAGUUACAUUUAGUAGAGAUACUAGCCGCCAGCCCUAUACCAGUAUAUUCUCUGUCAGAACCGGGCCCAUGCCUGCUCUCUUCAAUGUCGUAUCUAUUUUGUUAACGAUGGUGUCGUUGUUUUCACAGUGUGAUGUCGUCGAUCCAUGUAAAAAUCAUUAUUAAACUGACUGUCGCACCAGUAUAGUCGUGUAUACGCGGCCGAGCUAGCUCGAGUGCCGCCCUAAUAACUUAUGAUUUGUUUGUUGUUUGUUUGUAUUGUUUAUUUAGAGUGAUGAUGAUCAUUGAAUUAGCUAGACUGUUUUGACUAGAGACUAUGAUGCGGCAACAGAGUUGAGUGGCAUGGCACUGCCCGCCGCACCGUGACUGAGUAUACUUUGAAGUAGAGUUGAGUGUGCGUGUGCAAUGUGUGCCUACGCGAG